AUGUUAACAGUCCGAAAAAAUCAUGAUCCAGGAAAUUGUUCAAAAUCAAAUCAUGGCGAACUCAUAUUAGUAAAAGAUAGGGAGAACAAAGAUACCAUAUUAGUUUGUACUGAAGAUGAUGAAAUUUUUAGUUGGAAGACGACUGACAGUUCAAAAUAUUUUAGACUCCAAACCCCCGGGAGAAUUUUUAAUCCUGGUUACGACUGCCUGGAUAUUUUAAACAAGAACCCAAAGUCUAAAGAUGGAUAUUAUUGGGUGAAUUUCAAUGCGGGAAUACCAAAAAAGGUCUACUGUGACAUGACAACAGAUGGUGGUGGGUAUAUAUUGUUUGGUUACAUAAAUGGCACUGUAACAUGGGGCGUCCCAUCAAAUAAUGAAACUGUUCAACCAUUUGGUGAUCCACAUUGGUCCAGUGAGUUUGGCGAUGUUUCAGUUUUGGAUUUCAGAAUUCAAGUUGCUUCGGAUGAUGAUAUGAAAAAGACGAAGGCUCACUGGGCAUUUCGAUUUAAGAAUAAACGUGUCUUGAAGAAUUUGAUGAUCGUCGAUCAAGGAGGAUGUCCAAGCAAUUUUCCUGGUGUUGGAGAUGUGUCUUAUGUCAAAGAUUUGAUGACGGGUGAAAUUGUUUCGAAAGAUUUCUUUUGCUCAAUAUUUGGACCGUAUUCUUAUCCUACUGCAAAAGUUGGCUGGACAAUGAUGAAUCUUUGUUUGGAACAACCAUGUCCAUAUGGUUUUGCUUACCAUUGGUUAUUUCCAGUUCAGGUUGAUUUCUCUGGGGGAUUCAGUUACGUCAGCAAAACAAACAACAGCAGUAGUGGUUUAACUGCAUUUUUUGGUUGCGAUAAAGGAAAGUGUUGUGCAUGUUAUGGACCACGUGGUGGAAGAGAUGUUUACUGUCUCAAAGGAUGUCAAACAACAAAUGGUGGUAUAAUAACAAAACAUGCAUCAGCUUGGUUCUGGGUCAGAUCAAAUCUUCCUCGUAAAAUUUGGGAAAAAUGUAUGGAGUAUAGAAGCGAAGACGAGAGUGGUGAUAGUGCCUGGUAUAAACUAGAGGGAGAGAGAAAUAUUCCUGUCAAGGGAAGGUGCGGAAGAAGUGAACCGUUAAUAAAUAAUGGGGUAAGUGGAUCUGAGGCAUUUUUUCGCCAGUAA
This is a messenger RNA of Dendronephthya gigantea, 1146 nucleotides long. RefSeq lists its product as uncharacterized. The coding region runs from base 1 to 1146 and encodes 381 amino acids. The transcript is spliced from 8 exons. The record is from RefSeq and is a predicted model, not a curated record. NCBI's taxonomy places the organism in Eukaryota, Metazoa, Cnidaria, Anthozoa, Malacalcyonacea, Nephtheidae.